ACAUUCUUUGCUUUAAUCCACUUUCCAACUAUGCCUCUUUUCUUCAUUCAUUUUUCUUCUUAUCUUUUAAAUGGUGGUGAUAAGAUUUCAUCACUUCUGUUGUGGUCUUCUUCAAACCCAUAUGUUUCUUAUGCUUUAUACCCCCAUAGUUGCAGUAGUUUGAAAGUUUGUUGAAGUUAAAGUUCAUAAUACAUCACCCUAUAUGUUGUUUCUAGUGAAGUUCUUUGUUUGCAUGGUGUUUUCUAAUUAGGGUUUUCUUGUUAUAUAAGUAUUUUUUGGUUCCAAGUUUGUUAAUUAUGGGGUCUGUUGAUGUUGAGAGUCCAACAACAUGGGUGCCUUACAUGAGCAAUCAAGAUUGUUCUCAAAAGAUAUGCAACUUAUAUUGUCCCCAAUGGUGUAACUACGGCGUUCUUCCCUCUCCUCCACCACCUGUAGGGUUUUCUGACGAUGAUUCAGGCGGUGCCACCCUCUCGCCCCUUGUGAUCACAAUCAUUGGUGUUAUUGGGAGCGCGUUUCUUUUGAUUAGUUACUAUGUUAUAAUAUCUAAAUUGUGUACCGUAAGGAAUGAUUCGUUUGAAUUUUCAAGACAGAGAGGGGGACAAAAUCAAGAAACUCAAGAUUUGGAAAUGAGUGAAAAUGAUUUUAACAUGGAAGAUGACCCUUUAUUUCUCGGGCCUUGGCAUGUUCCGGGUAAGGGGUUGGAUGAGGCUAUGAUCAAAUCGAUAAAGGUUUGUAAGUAUAAGAAAGAAGAUGGCUUGGUUUCAAGUACGGAUUGCCUGGUUUGUUUAGGAGAAUUUCAAGAGGAUGAGAAGCUUAGACUUUUGCCCAAAUGUAGUCAUGCUUUUCAUGUUUAUUGCAUUGACAAUUGGCUUACAAAUCACUCAAAUUGCCCUUUGUGUAGAGCUAGUGUAAGUUUUGUCAAUGCAAUGUCACAUACUUUACCUCCUCCCCCUCCACCACCACCACCGCCGCCGCCACCACAACCUCCUCGACUUGACAUAUUUGUGUCAAGGAGGGUUCUUACUGAUUUAGAAGGACGGGAUGCUAUUCUUGAUAUUAGAGAAGAUAGAGGUGAACGGGAGGUCAGAAGAUCUAUAUCUAUGGGUAAUUUGUGUCAAAAUCGAGUAUUAAAAGAUGAUAUUUUGUUUGUUAAUCAUCAUUGUGAUAUGGAAUUGGAAAAAAUGCAUAUUGGGGGCGAUGUUGGCUCAUCAAAACAACAUAUGAAAUCAGAACAAUGCCAAAACGAAUGCAAUGUUGGAUCUUCACAACGAGUUGUGAAUGGAGAUAACACAUACUUGAAUUGCGAUGAUUUACGCCGUGAUAUGUUAAAGAGAUCAUUUUCUAGUGGGAGAUACUUGUUCAUUAGAGGAUGGAAAGGGAAGGCCUUAAAAGUUUCUAGUGUGCUUUGAUUGAAAGAUUUCAAAAAUUGAAGGAUCAGUUUUGUUA
Messenger RNA from Helianthus annuus (common sunflower), 1446 nucleotides. RefSeq names its product RING-H2 finger protein ATL52. The transcript has a single exon. Gene Ontology annotation, molecular function: transferase activity. Gene Ontology annotation, biological process: protein ubiquitination. The coding region runs from base 297 to 1409 and encodes 370 amino acids. The record is from RefSeq and is a predicted model, not a curated record. Lineage: Eukaryota; Viridiplantae; Streptophyta; Magnoliopsida; Asterales; Asteraceae.